AUGAGGCUCAUAACGCACAACAUGCUUUCCUGCAACAUCAAAGGAGUCACAAACGGAUUCCCUCUGAAGAUCGAAUCGGUGACAGUGGUUGAGAAGGAAGUCGAUUUCAAUCCCGAUUUCCUCAGGCACAUGUUCGCCAAAAUCGAGUGGAAGGCUCUCGUCGAAGGCGCACGCUCCAUGGGAUACGAAGAGUUACCGGAGGAUUCGCCGGAUGCUUCGGAGCUGGAAUCCGACGACGAGACCUUCCUCAGGAAACUCCACCACGCGCUGCUCGAGCUCCACCUUGAGGAAGGCGCGCUUGUUUGCCCCGAGACUGGUCGGAAGUUUCCGGUUAACAAAGGAAUCCCAAAUAUGCUUCUCCAUGAAGACGAGGUUUAA
This is a messenger RNA of Microthlaspi erraticum, 378 nucleotides long. Lineage: Eukaryota; Viridiplantae; Streptophyta; Magnoliopsida; Brassicales; Brassicaceae. The record is from the annotation of a GenBank genome assembly.